AUGGCUCCCACGGCGCCGACGCAGCGGCCGACGAUGCGCCACUCCUCUGCGUUCCUCCUCCCUUCGGCCCCACCGUCCUCUCCCGCGCCUGGUCCCGAUCUCGACGACGCCACCGUCGCGCUCGUCGUCCUCAACCAGCCGCUGCCCCGCUUCGCGCCCCUCCUCUGGUCCCGCGCGGCGGUGCGGGUGUGCGCGGACGGCGGCGCCAACCGCAUCUUCGACGGCAUGCCGGCCCUGCUCCCCGGCCAGGACCCCGACGAGGUUCGCGCGAGUUACAAGCCAGAUGUAAUCGAAGGGGAUAUGGACUCAGUAAGACCAGAAGUGAAGGAACAUUAUUCCAACUUGGGCACCAGAAUUGUUGAUGAGUCACAUGAUCAGGACACCACAGAUUUACACAAAUGCAUAGCUUUUAUAGCUGAGAAUUAUCCUGCCACUAACAAAACUAACCUCAGCAUCCUGGUCCUUGGAGCUCUUGGGGGAAGGUUUGAUCACGAGAUGGGUAACAUCAAUGUUCUUCAUCUCUUCCCGGGCAUCAAUAUCGUCCUCCUAUCAGAUGAUUGUCUGAUCUUUCUGCUACCAAGAACACACACCCACGAGAUUCACAUUGAACGGUUGAUCGAGGGACCCCACUGUGGAUUGAUCCCCAUUGGCAUGCCGUCCACUAGCACCACAACCACUGGGCUCCGAUGGAAUUUAGAUAAUACCAGCAUGAGCUAUGGAGGAUUGAUCAGCACGUCAAACAUCGUGGAAGAGGACAAGGUUACCGUCACCUCGGAUUCUGACCUUAUCUGGACAAUAUCGCUCCGGAAGUGA
This is a messenger RNA of Miscanthus lutarioriparius, 813 nucleotides long. NCBI's taxonomy places the organism in Eukaryota, Viridiplantae, Streptophyta, Magnoliopsida, Poales, Poaceae. The record is from the annotation of a GenBank genome assembly.